UACAUGUAAGUCAAAUACUUUUAUUACUUAUAAUAUGAUUAGAUAGAAAGCAAUCUGACAGAUUGGAGCAGCGUUACGCGUAUUUGCGCACGUGCAGCCAUGCAUGAUGCAUGUAACGAUAGCUACAGCUGUUGUGUGUUGAUGGUCGCGGUCGUCGUGACGACCCGGCGUUUCCUGAUGAGCCUGGUCUACCACAAAAUCACCGAGCUCGAAUGACAGCUUAAAUCGCAAAAAAAAGAAGAUUUAAAUUAAGCAAAAAAUGGUGGUCGUGGAUAAACGCAGGUACCUUAUAGUCUCUACAGCUGGGUAUUUCUUCGGCGCUUCCGUGCAACAGGAUGAGGAAGAUGUCGAGGAUCGAAAGAUCCUCGAUCGCUUCCUGGAGCAGUCGUCGUGUAGAAUUUUAUGCGCCCGACCGGUUGACGAGGACCGGAAGCAAGUUCGGUUGAAGUUGACCACCGAAUUGGAUACCGGAACAGCCAACUGUCUGGUCUUCUUUAAGAUGACAGCAGCCGUGAUUACCGAAGAGAACUUUCACGACGUCGUCCAAGUGGCUUCCACCGGCUGCGGUGAUGGAUCGGUAUUGAUCGAGGGUCUUCGUCAGGUUUGGGCGCCGACUCUAGAAUCGUCGGGUUUAAGCGCGUCAUGUCUCAAGAACCUCGAGGAGAGGCUGCUCAGCUCCGGAUUUUCGAUCACCGUCGCAGAAGAGGAGGAAUUUUGGAGACGGAGACGAGAUGAAGUGAAACGCUCGCAUGAGAGAACAAUUUGCGAGGAAGCCGUUAAGUCGGUGAAGAACAUCAAGGUCGAACUUGAAAGCGCCGCGGUGUCUAGAGAUGGAUUAAUAGCUGUAGAAGAGGCUUGCGAAGCCAUUUCAGUGUUCGUAGAUGAUUUAUGGAAAUUAAGCGGACCAGCGUAUACUGAGGAAAGGAUGAAAUCGUUUCUCGACGUGAUUGGGAACGAAGUGGUCCAAUUAACGCAGAAUUAUCUCAAUGCGGUCGACACAACCGACAGUCGUGCAAAGGAUGAAACGAUAGCACUUGGAGCGACGGUGUGCGAAAAGUGGGUAAACGCAACUCAGAAAUUGACAGAACUCUUCUGGCCACAUUACUCCCUUCAUCCUUGGAAAGGAGCGAUCUUUGUACCCGGAAAAUGCUCGAAGCUCGGCAAAAGUCUCAGGCAAAUGUCCGACUUGCGUGCACAGCAUCGCCAAUUGACCAGACUUCUGACCUCGAGCGAAAGAUCCGGACUCGGUGUCGAGAAGUUGCUUCAGACAUGCGACGACACGAGAGUUGCAGUGGAUGAACAUUGGGACGAUGAAUGGGAUAGACUGAGACGAAAGAUUGAGGAAGGUCUAGUGCCAGCUGAAGAGCGCGUCGCUCAAAAGCUGAAGGAUCACAUUGCUGACGCUGACACUCCAAGUGCUUUGGUCGCCGAAUUUGGGAAAUAUAGAGAGUUAAUGAAGAGAGAAGGGCUUAAGAGAGCAUUACGUGGCGAACGAGAGUCGUUACUUGCUGCAUAUCCUGAUUUAAUUGAAAAUCGCUUGGCUGGUCCUGAUACGGAAGAUCUUUUGGAUGUUCCUAAAGUGCUGCAAGAGGUUCAAGCUGCCAGAUCUGCAGAAGUACGACUAGAAAAUUUGGCUAAAUUAGGAAAGGAAUUGCUCGCCGAUUUGCCAGGGUACGAAGAAGCGGCGACGCGAUUAUCGAGCGCUCUGAAGGAAGCCGAAGAGAAAAGGAGGGAUUUGGUUGAGUCAUGGGUGAACAACACAAAGAACGAGAUAGCCAGGAAAGAAUUGAGCUUGGGCACCGACUCGCCGGUGGUAGAACUUACCGGCACUAGCAUGAUGCGAGUGACCUAUGACUCUCGAUUGAUGACUCUGAUUAGAGAAGCCAGAGCAUUGUCCGGCGAAGGCGUCGAAUUGCCGAGGGAGAUUCGAGAACUGGUAGACAGAGCCUCGUCCUUAGCCGGACGAGCUAGAGCUCUUCAACAGGUCGCCACCUUUCACAACACGAUCGGCGAUCGAAUGGUGCCUUCUCAAAGACCUCUCAUGUUGACGGUGGCUCUGGAGUUAGCGCGUGCUGUUCAGGAACAAUCGGGUGUCGUUUGGUCAGAUCCUCAUCUCGUCGAUGUGUACACCGCUCGAUUGAAAGAGCUGGUAGUAAAGUUUGCUCGACAAAACUCGGAAUUGAUUUCGAAGCACUCCACGUUACGAGAUUACGUGUCGAAUUUAUUGAAAGGCGAUGCUGUACACCUUGUCGGAAAUCAGAAUAUCUGGAAAGAGACGUUGAUAAACAUGAGAGCGAUCGUUGACGCAGUGGAUUCGCAAUACGGUAACGCAAAAGCUUGGAAAUUGCAUUGGGAUCGUCAACUCUUGAAAGCACUGGGCGUAGCUUACAGGAAUGCUUUGCCAUCCUUGUCGAGGAAACUGCCCGAGAUCCGAGUGGAGCUCACUUUCCGGGACGGAAUUCUACAAUGGAGACCACCGCUCGAAGAUAUUCGCGCAAAGUUAUAUUCCGGGGUACGUCGAUCGCUCUCGAUUCCGGUGAACUUUCGGGGCGUUGGGGAUGUCGCCGAUGCGCACUUUGGCGAUUUGGUACAGAAGAAUGCGUAUCUCUUCAGCGGCGUUUACAAGCAAGUGGAAAUCGCUCUGGCCACUCUCGAAUUAUUUCGGAUGAAAUGGCUGAGUCUAGCAACGCCAGCUAAUAUCGAUAUUGGAGAGCGACUGAAAGGUAAACCUCCUCAAGAAUGGGCGAAAGCGUUCAAGGAGGCCAAACAAUGGGCUCAGGAGGUUGGAAAAUUAAGAGGCUGCGACGUGAGAAUCAGCUGCAUAUGCAUCGAUACAGCGACGACGAGGAACGAUUUGGAGACUGCGACUCGUCAUUAUUGGGAACGUCUAUGUUCCGACUUAAGGGUGGAGGCAUCAUCGCGUUUGAUGGCCAUCGUGGACUUCCUGUCCUUCGCGUCCAAGGAGCUGGAACGUAGACCUCGUGAUGUCGAAGAAGUCGGAUUAGCUCACGAAGCUCAUGCGCGUAUCGAGCAACAGUCGGCGGGUAUCGCCAAAGAAAUGGAAGUCGUUGCUGUCCUCGCCAAAGUUAUGGCCGCGUGGACCAGCGAGAAGCUCGAUGGUGUUAACGCGGCGCAUGCCGCUUGGCAGGAGCUGGGGGAUCGUUUGGAAAAGCAUAAAAGUGUUAUGGCGCGUCUACUGGAAGACGCUAAAGUUAAUCUUCGUCAUCGAGCGAUAGCGCUGAGAGACGAAAGGGAGAGAUGGCAGGCUAAAUGGUCCGCAAGAUCGGGAAAUACCACACUCGAUUGGCUGAUAUCGAUGAAGGAACGUUUGGUCAAUUUAAAUAUGCAACUGGAUUCCUUAAAAGCGGAUUGUCAAAGAAUAGCCCUCGAUCUCGAAAGUGUUCUGGAGGACGACGAGAUUAAUUUAUCGCAAUUGGAACAAGAAUUGGAGAUCGAGGAGUCAAAUUACAGGUUUCAAUCUGAAUUUUUGGAGGAGCUUAAGAAUCAGGAAAUCGAAGAGUGGGCUGUGGCUAGAAGAAGAUUACCGAGACUUCACGAUUGGCUUGAUUCUUGGGAGAGUAAGAUUCGCUUGCAGGAUAACUUGGAUAUCGACAAAUUAUUUGAUACCUUCGUUGGUAAAAAAAUAAACGAAGUUAGAUCCACGGUCGAAUCUAUCCAGCUGCUUCGUGGAGACGAGAUCGCCAAUGAGCACUGGACCGAGUUAAUUCCUAUACUGGGCUUGAAGGUCAAAAAUCCACAAGAUAUCACUUUAGGUGAUUUGCUCGCUUGUGCGGAGGCGCUAAAAAAGAAUGAGGCUCAAGUGAAGGAAAUAACGAAACGAGCAGUCGCGGAAAGCGGAAUUCGACAAGCGUUAAUGGACCUGGAGAUCUGGGAAAGUACGGCGUCACUUCCGUUGCAACAGUCGACCGACAGCAGAAACAGGACCAUUUUACUAGUCGGGGAUUACGGCAAUCUGUUAGCGAAAAUAGAGGAAUUGAGACUCUUGCUCGAAGGAGCAAAAGGCACAUCCGGACACGAGAGAUUUGCAUCUAGAGUUGCACGUUGCGAGGCGGCUCUGUCGGAGCUCGAGGAAAGAAUUAAGGUUCUUAGUACAGUCCAGAGGAAAUGGAUCUACUUGGAUCCGGUUUACGGAAGUGGAGCGGCUCCAAGUGAUUCCGGAAGAUGGUCGAGGGCCGAUAAAGAAUUUAGAUAUCUUAUCGGAGAAGUAUCUCAAGAUCCCCGAGUACCGUCCUUGAGACGACUUUCUUUACCAGCUUUAACAAAUUUGAAGGAUCUGCUGGAUCGAUGUCAGAAGAGUUUGGAUGAAUUUUUGGAGGAGAAACGUGCAGCGUAUCCCAGAUUGUAUUUUCUCAGCGACGAGGACCUUUUGGAACUUGUAUCGGGCAGCGGACGAGGCUUGGAGGCUCAUUUGCCAAAGUUGUAUCACGGUGUGGGUUCGGUAGUGAAAGAGAACAAUACGUUGACGGCGGUUGUGUCGGCCGAGGGAGAAAUGUUAAAGUUACCGGAGACUAUCGAUCUCACUGAACCUCUCCCGCAAUGGCUGAAUAAUCUCGAAAGCGGAAUGAAAAAGGCUCUCUGUCAGAGUUUGGAAAAGUGUGUGAACGACUCCGCGCCCGAUCCGUCCGAUUAUCCCACACAGGUACUGCUGCUCUCGGAAAGGAUAGAUUUUACCGAGCGCUGCGAACGUGCGCUGAAAGAGGGUCGCGUAGCUUUGCAGAAGCUCGUCGAGUUUCUGGAAACGCAGAGAGCGAGAUACAGAGGACUGGAAGAUGCCGGUGAUAAACUGACCGCGUUGAAAGCGCGCGGCCUUCUAUUGGAUACGGUUCAUCAUCUUCAAGUAGCCAGGGCGUUAUUGAAAAUUGUAGCGACCGGAGAGAACGCCGACUGGAUGUGGUACAAACAGUUGAGUUACAGAAAGAAUCAAGGUACAUACGUGGUGCGAUGUGCCGGCGCAGAGUUACCCUAUCGUUUCGAGUAUCAAGGGGCGUCUAUCGGCUUAGUAAGAACUCCCUUGACGGAGAAAUGUUUCCUAGCUCUCACGCAAGCUAUGAAGCUCGGAUUAGGCGGAAGUCCGACUGGUCCUGCCGGAACCGGGAAGACCGAGAGCGUGAAAGCGCUGGCAUCUGUUUUGGGAAGACUGGUGCUCGUCUUUAAUUGCGAUGAAGGGAUGGAUACCGGAAGUAUGAAGCGUAUCUUGGGAGGUUUGGCGCAGGCGGGUGCCUGGGGUUGUUUCGACGAGUUCAAUCGUCUUGAAGAGGAUACAUUAAGCGCGGUGGCGAUGCUGGUGAGGCCGCUUCAAGAGGCGCUUCGAAACGGUUCUCCGGAAAUUCUGCUGGGCGAUCAGAAGAUCAAGUUGGAUCCUCACUGCUGCAUCUUCAUUACGAUGAAUCCGGCGGGAAGCGAAUACGGAGGCAGACGAAAACUGCCGGAUUCAUUGGCGAGACUGUUCAGACCUAUCAGCAUGGCGCAUCCAGACAAGACGGACAUUGUCAGAACUCUGCUGGAAUGCGCCGGUUUCUUAGAAGCGAUUACUCUUGGCAAACGACUCGUGGAGGCUCUCGAAAUCGCCGGAACCAUGUUGUCCGAGCAACCGCAUUACGAUUGGGGACUCAGAGCCUUGAAAUCCGUGCUCGAUGCCUUACAUCCGAUUACCGGUGUAGACGAGACCACUAGGCUUCUUAUUUCGAUUAGAGCAUCGACCCUUCCAAAGCUGACAGAGACAGAUACAAUCAAGUUCUUGGCGUUGCUAAACGAUCUCUUCCCGAAGGCCAAUUCUUCUCUGCCCGUUUCUGCAGAAAGCGAAAGUUUGGUUGCCGCUUUGUUGAAGAUCUGCGAGAGUCAGGGAUGGACGAAAGAGGUUGCCAACCGAUGCGUUCAACUAAACGAUCUGUUGAAGAGUAGAACCGGCGUCGCCGUGGUCGGGCCACCGGGUAGUGGAAAAACAUCGAUCAGGUUGUGCUUGGCCGAAGCGAUGGCGAAGAUCGGCGAACCUGUGCAACAGAUCGUCGUUUAUCCCGGCGCGGUACCAAAGAGCAGAUUAUUAGGACACGUAAAUCCACGGACGAGAGAAUGGAAGGACGGAGUUUUAUCGAGCGCGGUAACAUCCGCUGGAAAUUCCGCGACCUGGAUCGUCUUCAAUGGCGAUGUGGAACCUGAAUGGGCUGAGGCGUUGAAUUCGGCCCUGGAUGAUAAUCGAUUAUUAACGUUACCUAAUGGAAUAGGACUUAGACUCGGCAGUGGUACAAGGUUUAUCUUCGAGACCCACAAGCUCGCCGAUGCAAGUCCUGCUACGGUUUCGCGACUGGGUGUUUUGCAUCUUGGAUUAACGAGAUCGACGUCUCUAUUGGCGCCGUGGCGUUUAGAACAACUCUCUUCAACAACCGCGGAGAUCGCAAGCGCCCACUUAUGCACAUCCAUCGAUGAGACCCUGAACAUAAACGUCGAAGGUUCGUCUGCGUCCGGUCUGAUGGACGCCGUAAUGUGUCACCUUCGUAAAGCGCAGACCUUUAGUCAGACCACUCAAGCUCUUCUGCUUUCACUGGGUGGUCAAGUGGAUGAUUUACAAUUGAGAAACAAUUUGGCGAAAUUCAUUUACGGCUCGACCGAUAGUUGGUGUCCCGACCCGCAAAAGCCAAGUGCCGUUCUCUACGAUCGUGAAACUGAUCGAUUAAUAGCCUUCGGCGACACUUACGAAUCUAUCGAUACCGAUUUUGGACCCGUUUCGAUUUCAGAUCGCAUCAGAAAGGCAUUAGCAGCUAUUUUGCCAUGGAUAGAAGACGGUCAUCCGCUUAUAAUUCGUGGAGCCAAAGCUUGCGGUAAAAAUACUUUAAUCGAUGUCGCGCUAUCCAGAAUUAAAGAUCACGAUUCAAUAACCGUGGUGAGAGGAUCUUCGUUCUACGGCCCUGAUGAUCUUGUGACUCGUUUGAAAAAGGCUUGCUUGCGUCUGGAUUCUUCGUCGCAGGGUAGAAUAUAUAAGCCGAGAAGUGGAUCUCGAGUGCUUCUUAUCUUGGAAGAUAUGCAUCUCGCUGCUAAAAAUUUACAGGAAUUGGUGAGAGAGUUACUUCAAGAGAAAGGAUUCCUUGAAGAGGAUCUUGAAUUUUCCAAAAUAUCUUUAACUAUCAUAUGCACUGCUGAUGAAUCUACACGAUUGCAUCCGAGACUUGAAGCCUUAUUUGCAACUUAUUAUCUAGAAUAUCCCAGCCAAAAGGAUAUCGCAGCUAUUCUCGAACUUCACUUGAGAACCUCUCUGAAGCAGAUAGAUUAUGUUAUGGCAGAAUCUUGGAUUACUCGAAUGAAGCCUAACAUCUUGGACGCUUUUCGAUUUGCGUCCACUCAGGAAUCCUCUCUCAACUGGACUCUUAAAGAUAUCGUUUCGUGGGCGAGGCUCUUAAAGUAUUAUCCUACGCCUGAAAAUGAAGCGGAUAUCACUCGUUAUUUGUUGGACAUCGGACAACGGCUAUUUUGUGCAAGAUUAUCGCCCAAAGCGUUGGCACGAUGGGAAAAUUUAUUAAUCUCAAAGGACUCCGAGGUGAAAGAUUUUAACAACGAUGUAUACGUGUGGAAGAGCGCAAACAUGGGGCUUUAUCCUUUGAGCGAAGAACAAUGGCGAGAAGAGAUAAUCAAUGCAGCGGCUAGAUGCGCCAGAGAGGGUCAACCGGUGCAAGCAUCGAUUUCAUCCUAUCUUUUGGAAACUGUAGCUGGACUCAGUUGGGCUGUGGGAUGUGAUUUUCGCGGUGUGAUUCUCGUCGGACGACCGGGAGCGGGCAGGAGAUCAGCUGCUAAACUAGUCGCGACCUUCUCCUCUCUCCGAUUGAUCGAGUCAGGACCUGAGCGCGGUAAAGCGGCGAUAAAGAAUGCUGUGCAAACUGCUGGUAUCGAGGGCCAACCGACCUUGCUCUUGCUAGAAGAAUACCACGCCAGAGAAGAGAGCUUGGCUGUUUUAAUAAACGCUAUGGUGUCCAGAAGCGAAAUUCCAGGGCUCUUUAUGGCGGAAGAACUUGAUGCGUUAGUCACUCCACUGUCUGAUCUGGCCCGAAGGGAAGAUUUUCAAGGAACAUUGGAGCAUUAUUUAUAUCAUCGUCUGCGCAAGUAUCUUCGGAUAGCUGUAAUUUUGGAUUCAGAAGAGAUAGAUUCGUCGCGAUUAUUACUGGGUCUUCGACAUUGCGCGCUGCUCGGGUCUAGCCUAGGCGAAUGGUGGUCUCGGGAGAGCUCGUUGAUUAAAUUCGCAGUCCAGGAAGGUACUUUACAGCUGGACGAACUCGAAGAGCUGCCGAGCGGCGCGAAAGUCAUGAUCGACGCUCAUAUUCAGGCACCUCAACAUCAGAGAGCGCCAGCAAGAUUUCUCGCUCUGGUGCAUACCUGGAAAUAUCUUCGCGACACGUGGAGCAAAGAGGUGGAAGAGAAGCUUCAAUCUCUCGAAGCUGGUAUCGGAAAGCUAAGAGAGGCUGGCGAUCAAGUGGCCAAGUUAGAGGAUGAAGUAUCUAAACAGCGCCAGGAACUUGAGGUGCAAAAAGGAAGAGCUAACGCUGCUCUCGAGCAAAUCACCGCCACGAUGAGAGGCGCGACUAAUCAAAGAGGAGAGAUGACUAACUUGAAGGCCAACACAGAACGUGAGAGUGCUGAGCUUGCGUUACGUAAGGCUGAUAUAGAGAAGGAAUUGGGUAAGGUCGAGCCUUUGGUGGCACAAGCUGCUCAGGCAGUGGCCGGAAUAAGUGCCGACGCGUUAGCCGAAGUUCGAUCGUUGAGAGCACCGCCGGCGCCAGUGAGAGACGUCCUCGAGGGUGUUCUUCGGUUAAUGGGCAUAAAGGACACGUCUUGGAACAGUAUGAAGACUUUCCUCGCCAAGCGAGGUAUCAAGGACGAGAUCAGAACUUGGGACGCGAGACGCAGCACGCCCGCCAGUUUAGAAGCGGUUGCCAAGCUGGUGAAAGAACGUCCGGAUAGUUUCGAGGAGAAGACUGCAAAGAGAGCAUCGGUGGCGGCUGCUCCGCUAGCCGCUUGGGUUCUCGCUAAUCUUCAAUACGGUCAGAUAUUGGAGCAAGUUGCCCCAUUGGAACGAGAACAACGACAAUUGGCCGAUCGAUUGGCGGCGGCUGAGGCGCAACUGGGAGAAUUGAAAACGGGAUUAAACACGGUGGAAAGUCGUGUGGCGCAGCUUCAAAAGGAACUUGCCGAGCAUACGAGGAGUGCAGCUGAAUUACAAUUGCGGGCGGAGGCCACCGAAGGCAGUUUGUCGACGGCGCGAGCUCUCCUGCAGAAACUAGAUACCGAACAUCGCGACUGGCAAACUCAGUUCCAGGAGUUGACUGCCAGAAAACAAAAACUGGACGUCGAAGCGGCCAAUGCGGCUGCUCUACUCGUGUAUCAGAAUCCCGAAAGAGAUGGCAACUGGAUGAAAUCAGCAAUCACUUUAUUAGUAACCGAACGCGAGAGAUUGCUAUGGAGAGCGCAGGAUUUGCCAGCAGAUACGAGUAGUUUAAUCGCAGCUUCUCGUGUGUUGAAAGGACCAUUGGUGCCUAUUUUCCUCGAUCCCUCGGGAGUAGCUGUAUCCUGGAUCAAACGUAACAUCGGCUCCAGACUCGAAGUCACUCAGCCUGAAAAUUCCAAAUUUUUGACGGCUCUGGAGCUUGCUGUGCGUUUUGGAAAACCUCUCUUGGUCGAGGAAUUGGUCAAGUUUCCGUCGAUAUUGUUGCCCGUUCUUCGCCAGCGACCGCUUAGAUUGGGCGAUCGUGUCUUAUCGGCUCAACAAGGCUUCCAACUGUUUCUAGCUACAAGAAAGGAUAGAUUGGAAGAUAUUCCGAAAGAAGCUGAUGCUGUAUUAUGCGAGAUCACACUUGGCGCUGGUAAAAAAAGCCUCGCGGAGAGAUUUGUCGAGAAGCUUUUAUUAAACGAAACGCCGGAGCUGGAGGCGCAAAGAAGAGAAGCUCUGGAAAGGGAGGAAAAAUUAUCCGGGGAAAGAGAUGCAGCCAGGCUGGAUGUAUUGAGUCAAUUAGCUACAGCCAGGGGUCAAGAUCUCUUGCAAGAAUCUCAAGGACAAGGGGGACUCUUGUCUACGCUGGAGGCAACGCAAUCCAAGGCAAAAGAAAUCGCAAUUGCCCUCGAAGAAAGCAGACAGAGCUUAAAUGAAGUUUCAAGACGAGCCAAAGAGCAUGAAAAGUAUGCACAGUUUGCUGCUAACGUUUACGAGACUAUUAAAGGAUUAACGCUUCUCAGUUCUUUAUAUAUCGUUUCUACGGAAGUUUACACGGACAUUUGCUUGAAAGCAGUACGGAACGAUAGCUCUUUCACGAGUGAAAACAGAGAGAAAAAGGAAUCUAAUCCGAAUCUAAUCCAGAAACGCUUGAUAACAUUGACGUUCCAUCAUUGCGCGAAAGCGAUCUACAGAAAGCACAGACUUCCUUUAGCCUUGCACAUGGCGUUGUCAUUGAAUCCCGUAUCAGAUGUCGAAAGGAAUCUCUUACUCGAUAGCGGUGUCAUCAACAACGAUAAUUUGGACUUUGAAUUACCCGAAUGGAUACCCGACGAAAGACGUGAGGCUGUGCAGGCCUUAGGUUCUUCCUUACCCGACGUAGCUGCCAAGAUGAAACCUUCCUGGCUGAAGGAUAUUUCCAAUAUUUAUGCGGACAGCGAGCUUAACGCCUUUCAGAAAGUUCUAGUCGUGAAAGCAUGUCGACCUGAUUAUUUGCACACCGCUCUUUCCAAAUUUGCUGCGAAGCAGUUAGGUGUGAAAGAUUUGGCUCCACCUGUAUGGACAUUGGAUGCAAUCGCUCAGGAGAAGGAAAGAUCGUAUCCUGUGCUAUUACUUUUAUCCCCGGGAACUGAUCCUGGUCCCGAGCUUAGUGCACUCGCUGCAAAAUAUGCCUCUGCUGGAUUUACUGAGGUUUCCCUGGGUCAAGGACACGUUAUUCAAGCUGAAUCGGCGUUGGAAGCCGCGUGCAAAAAGGGUGGCUGGAUUUUGUUGAGCAACUUACAACUUGCAUUAAAUUGGUUACCGCGGUUGGAAAGCCUAUUACGUUCACCCGUGUGUACCGUAAACAAAAAUCCGUCUACAAGGAUCUGGUUAACCACGGAGGAGUGCUCCGGUUUCUAUCCUGGUUUAGCCGGGCUCUGUUUGAAGUUGGCGUACGAGCCUCCCGAAGGUGUGAAGAGGAACAUGAGAAAGUCGCUUCAGCAGCUUCGGCAACAUGACGACGAAACCGCAGCCUCGAUAUUAAUGCUCUCCUGGUUACACGCUACUCUCCAAGAACGACGUAAUUUCAUUCCUCAGGGUUGGAUUAGAGCGUAUGAGUGGAACGAAUCGGAUCUCGAGGCAGCCUACGAGUUGGUGAUUAAAGAAAUGGAAAAGAAACGAUCGCAAGGAGACUGGCAGAUCGGCAGAGGUUUACUCGACGUUGCGGUUUACGGUGGUCGACUUCAAGAUGAUUACGAUGCGAGGGCAUUGCGCUCGAUGAUACGCGAUGCGUGGUCCAGAGAUAUUUUUGAGGGUCAACGGAAGCUGGGAGACGUGUUAAAGAUAACCGAUGGCGAUCCCAUAAAAUCGCUGGAGAGCUUGAACGAUACCGAUUCGCCGAAACAGUAUUUUGGUCUCCCUGCUAACGCUCACAGAGCAUGGGAAAGAUCUGCUGCAGAGAAAGCUCUGAUAUAUCUCAAAAGUAUCUUAAUGAAACCUUUCAAGAGCAGCGAAGAGAACAGCAAUAAGGUGGAAAUAUCCAAAGUUCAACAGGAUCUACAGGAAGUCCUGGAUCGACAAUGUUCCUCGGCAUCCACAAGUGUCGAACAGGAAAGGAAUCCUUUGCAGGACUUUUUCGUAGACGAGAUCGAGCUUACAAGAAAGUUGUUGCAAAUUGUACAAUUUGACCUGGACGCCUCAUCUUUCGAUGACGAUGGGACUCCUGAGCGCUGGUUAACGGAAUGGCGAUCAGGCCCGAAGAAUGCUGUUCAAUUCGCAAAGGCGCUUUUGUCAAAGUACGAGACGUUGAAAUCCUCAGCGAUGAAUGUACCUAAUCGAGUCGAUAUGUCUCAAUUGUCCCGACCACGUGCUCUUCUAACUGCACUGAAGCAACAUACCGCACGUGAACUUGGUUAUCCAUUGGAAGCACUUCAUCUUCACGCCAAUUGGAUCGAGAAUCGUAUAAACAAGGAGUGGAAGGUAUCGCUCCAACUCGAAGGUUUACUUUUAUCAGGAGCCUCGAUCGAGAAAGGUGUUUUGAAGGAUCUCGAUGUAGAUUCGGCAGCAGUUGCGGUUGCCCCGACAUGCCAAGUGGCUUUUAUGCCAAAAGAAGGUUCGGAAGAUAAAUCAGACGAAGAUAAUUCUAAUAUUCUCGAGGAUACGCAUCCACAAGAUUAUCUGUACAUACCGGUUUACACAAGUGUUCAACGAGAAACUUUAAUUUGUUCCUUACCGAUCACGUGCCUGAGAGAAGAUCGCGAUACAUGGUUUCGACGUGGCGUCAUUCUAUAUCUGAGAUAAGUAAUUUUAAGUAAUAAUCUUCAGUGAUAAAUCCUCUCCGUGAUAUCAUCUGACGAUGAAAGUACGAAAUAAUUUUCAGCAGAUUUUGAUACGCAUUGAAAUAUUGAUCAAAUCAAUCAAAUCUGAAAAAAAAUUACAGAAAAAUGUCGAGAAAUUGUUUCUAAUUCAUAAAUAAUUGAAAAUGCAAGUCGAACUAGUAUGUAAAUAAGAAAAAAAAUUUUAUUUUUAUUUAAUUUUAAGUAUCAUAGAAAAAUCGAGAUUUUUUAACAUUCAAGAGCCUGCAAUAAUUUUAAAGAUUUUGAAAUUGUUUUAAAAUAUUAACUAUUAA
Molecule: messenger RNA, 12818 nt
Organism: Nylanderia fulva
Lineage: Eukaryota; Metazoa; Arthropoda; Insecta; Hymenoptera; Formicidae
Gene: btv
Product: dynein cytoplasmic heavy chain beethoven
Biological process (GO): microtubule-based movement
Cellular component (GO): dynein complex
Molecular function (GO): ATP hydrolysis activity; dynein light intermediate chain binding; minus-end-directed microtubule motor activity
Source: RefSeq, a predicted model, not a curated record